GAUUCAGUAAUACAAUUAAUUUAAAGUAAUUAAUUUAAAGCCAAUCAAGCGCAGAGAAAUCAACAAACUGCACUUUCAGCAGCGGAAAACUGAGAACACCAAGUCUUACUUAAGCAACUAUUCGACUAAGAGCGUGAACCAAAUCAAAGCUGUUCUAUUUAGCUGCAAUCCAAAGACGCAAUGCUUUCGAUCUGAGACCAUUCGACUGCGAAGAGAGAGACCAUGAGCAUCAGUGCCACCUGGUUUUGGGUGCCGUCUUCGUCUCCACUUCCAUCCAAUCCACAUCAGAAUCAGACUCCUUCGCCGCCUCCCGUUGCCAGGAGUAGCCAACAGGUGGAACUUUGAUGCCAGCUGGAGUUGGUUCUGGAGCUUUGCAGCAGUGGAGCAUUGGAGCAGUGGAACUCGUGGAGCAUUGGAGCAGUGGAACUCGUGGAGCAACAGGAACAGCAUACGGAUAAGGGGGCACAGGAACCCCCGCUGAAGUGGCGCCCCUGCCUUGCGCGAUGCAAGCGAACAGCAGCCGCUCCAACUUAAGCGCACAAUCCUCGGGCACGCCGUCGGCCUCAACGAUCUCCUCGUCCCAGGGCAAGCAACAAGUUGUCGAACUAUCGGGCUAUGUCAUCAUACUCGUCGAAAAUGUGGAGGGUAAAAUUAAACUAUACGGCUCACCGCCCGAUCGCGAUAAUCUGGAAGUGGGCGAUGAGAUACUCGAGGUCAAUGGCCUGACCCUGGAGAAUAUAUCGCGCACGGAGGUCAUUCGCCACAUACACGACUGCAUCAAAUCCUGCACAAUUUGUCUACGUGUGCGAAAGAAGAAUGAUUCACGACUGGCCUGGGAUAUUGGCAACUCGGUGCAGGACGCCUUCGUCAUCGCCGUCGAGGAGCACGCCCGCGAACGUCUGCAGAGAUUGGCGGCCUUGAACCGGGUCACGCCCGUCGACAUCACCCAGCUGUCCAAAAAGCUGCAGCAAACGAAGAGCGGCACGGCGACCAGUCAGCGCCAGGACCUCAGCUUCCUGAACGAGUCGACGCCGAUCUAUGUGACGUCCUUCACGAGCAACCAGAUCACCUGCAGCAGUUCCACAAUGACGACGGCCACCGCCGGCGGGCCGAUCAGUGCACCAUCGCUGGCAACGGCCACCACCACCGUGCCGACGGCAUCCUCUCACACCACCACGGUGGUGGCCCAGAUCGAGCACGGGGCAUCGGCGCUGGUCAGUGCCGCUGUGGCAGCCGCCACUGCAGCGGAUCGUAAUGCCAAUAGCACGACAUCGGCGGCCCUGAAACAGACGGCCAAUUGCACUGGCAAUAGCAUCAGCAGUUUUGGCAACGCCAGCACCACCAGCAGCCAGUCGACCAGCAGUGCCACGGGGCACAUCUACCAGACCAGCCAGGCGCAGCAGCAGCAGUUGCAACAGUUGCAGCAACAACUUGCGGCAGCAGCAGCGGCGGGCAAGCCAUUGCAGGCCAAGUCCCUGUUGGCCAGCAGCUUGCAGCAUUUGGCCGAGGAGGUGGACAACGAGGAUCUGGACGAUGAUGACGAUGUGGAUGGGGCCAACUAUUGUGGCAUAACCUAUAUAAGCUACAACAACAAGCAUGCCCAGUUGCCGACGACAACAUUGCCGGCCACCACCGCAUUGCCAGCGGCAGCUGCAUCAUUGGCCACCACAGCGGCGAUUUACCAACAGAGGCAACAGCAUCAGGUGCACCACCACAACCACCCACCAACGACGAGCCAACUCAAUCGGCCCACAGCACCGGCGCCGCUGCAACUUGGCGGUCCUGUCAAUCCCAGUUUCGUGGAUGCCCAGACAUCCACAUCACCGCUGAUGGCGCAGCAUUUGCUGCAGCAGCAGCAGGAUGUGGAUGCAGCACCACCCUCGUCGUCAUCGUCAGCGGUGGUGGUGAUGGAACGGCAUGUGCAUGGCACCACCACGCCCAAAACGGAGUACUCCACGGCCAUAUCGAGUGGCCAAUUGCAGCAGGCCUUUGCCGAAUUGCAGCUGCACUCGAGCAACAAUAAUGCUACACAGCAGCAGCAGCAGCAUCAGCAGCAACAUUUACUUUUAAGCAACAACAAUAAUAGCAAUAAUUCAAUGGCAGCGGCACAGACAACUGCAUCUCUGAUGAAGAAUUGUGAUCUACUGAUAUCGAACAAUUUGUAUCCACCGAGAAGAGAGUUACUAGAAGACGUCAUAGUCCAUCAAGCCAGUGAUGUGCACUCAUACAGCACGAGUGCAUCAGCAGCGAUCGCCAGCAGCAGCAACAGAACACAGCAGCAUCAUCAGUUGCUGAGUGCCGCCUACGAGUUGCAGCAACAACAGCAACAGCAGCAGUUGCAACUGCAACAGCAGCAGCAGCAACAGAACAGUCCCACAAGUAGCAUAUCAAUUGGAAGAACUGAACUUUUACUGGGCGAUCAGAGUUUGCGGCAGGAUCCCAGAGGGAAUCGCCGGCGCUCCGGAUCGAGCAUUGUUGUGCUGGACGGCGACGAUUUGAAGCCAUGUCUGCCGGAUGACUACAUAAGCGGCCAGCACCAUCUGAAUCACCAGCAGCAGUUGCAACUGCAGCAGCAGCUGCAGCAGCAACAUCCGCUCCAGCAGCAACACUAUCGCACGCACUCGGGCGACAUCAGGGAGAUUGACCAGGAAAUGCUGACCAUGCUGUCCGUGAACCAAGAUAACGGUCCACACCGUGAGAUGGCCGUCGAUUGUCCGGACACGUUCAUCGCACGCAACAAGACGCCACCCCGAUAUCCGCCACCCCGUCCACCACAGAAACACAAGAAAAGCACCACCAACACCAACACCACCACAAUCACAGCUAUGACUAACAAUGAUCAUGCUGACAAAAUGUUAAUUGUUGCAUAUCAUUCUUCACAUCAACAUGAACAACUACAACAACAACAACAACCACCACCACAUCAUGAACAACAACAACAACACCCAUCAAAAACAACAACAACAAUUGCACUCGAUGUGGCAACACAAAAUAUGUACAAUCAAAAACAACAAAACAAAUUGGAACAAAUCGAAAACUAUGAAAAUUGCCUGCAAUCGGAACAACACGAACAACACGAACAACUUGAGCAACAGAAGCAACAUCAAGUGACAACCGCAGUGGCAACACAGGUGGCACAACAACAGACGCCCAGCCACAAGUUGCAGGCAACAUUGAGCAGCGAUCCGAAUGGCAACAGCAACAGCAACAGCAACUGCAACAGCAACACCGUUGGCGGCAGCAGCAGCAGCAACAACAGCAGCAUCACGGAUGACUUCCUCUGCGUUGUGGAUGGCCUGUAUCAGGGACGCAAGGACUCGGCCUCGCCCUCAUCGAGUGCCUUCGAUGAGGUGAUGAGCAAACAUACCCUGGACUCCUUCGGCAGCAUCGCCUAUCGUCACCUGCACCAGCAGCAUCAGGCGACGAGCAACGGCAACAGCAGCAACACGAGCAACACAAACAGCAAUGGCAACAGCAAUGGCAACAGCACAAGCAACAAUACAGCUGCUUCGACAAACAAAACAGCAACGGUUAGCAAAACAGGCGUGAGCAACAGUAACAGCAACUCGCUGAACAGCAGCAACAGCUCGAUGCACACGAGCAGCAGCAGCAGCGGCCACAGCAGCAACAUAGCCAGUGCCACAUCAUCAUCAUCAUCAUCCUCCUCCACCACCGGCACCAGCAGCUCAACGGUGCCCGAUGACCUGAGCCUGGCGCCACCCGGUUACGAGGUGAGCCAGCAGCAGCAGCACCAACAGAAGCAGCAACAUUUGGUUGCCUCACCCGUGACAAUGUUGCUGCCACCGAUGGCCAAGCAUCGCGAGUUGCCCGUGGAUGUGCCGGACAGCUUUAUCGAGAUGGUCAAGACAACGCCAAGAUAUCCGCCACCAGCUCACCUUUCCUCACGCGGAUCGCUGUUGUCGAACGGCAGCGCCUCCACCGCCCACACCACGCUCUCCUCGAUGGGCGUGUCGCCUUCGCCUGUCACUGCAACAGCAACAGCAUCAGCAGCAGCAGCAGCAACAACAUCUGCAACAACAUUAGCAUGUGCAACCACUGCUGUUGCUGCUGCUGCUGCUGCUGCGGUUUCUGGUGUUGCUGACGGCGAUGCGAGGCGGGUGGUCGAUGAGCUCAAUGGGAAUGCGAAGCCCGUGCCACCGCCACGAGAUCAUCUGCGGGUGGAGAAGGACGGGCGGCUGGUCAACUGCUCACCCGCACCACAGCUGCCGGAUCGAAGGGCGCCGGGGAAUGCGAGCAGCGGCAGCAGCGGCGCAGCAACGCAUCCGCUGCAGCAGCAGCAGCAGCAGAUCGCCCAGAUUGUGGAGCCCACGUUGGAGCAGCUGGACAGCAUCAAGAAGUACCAGGAGCAACUGCGCCGACGACGCGAGGAGGAGGAGCGCAUAGCGCAGCAAAAUGAAUUCCUGCGGAACAGUCUUCGUGGCUCCCGGAAGCUGAAGGCGCUCCAGGAUACGGCCACGCCAGGAAAAGCGAUUGCCCAGCAGCAGCAGCAGGCAACGCUGGCCACCCAGGUGGUUGGCGUCGAGAAUGAGGCAUAUCUGCCCGACGAGGACCAGCCGCAGGCGGAACAGAUUGAUGGCUAUGGCGAGCUGAUAGCGGCCCUCACCCGCCUGCAAAACCAGCUGAGCAAGAGCGGAUUGAGCACGCUGGCGGGUCGCGUAUCCGCUGCUCACAGUGUCCUGGCCAGCGCCAGUGUGGCCCAUGUCCUGGCCGCUCGCACCGCUGUCCUCCAACGACGACGUUCCCGCGUCUCUGGUCCACUGCAUCACAAUGCCUUGGGAUUGCAGAAGGACAUUGUGGAGCUGCUAACGCAAUCGAAUACGGCGGCGGCCAUCGAGCUGGGCAACCUGCUGACCAGCCAUGAAAUGGAGGGUCUCCUCCUGGCCCACGAUCGCAUUGCCAAUCACACGGAUGGCACGCCCUCGCCUACACCCACGCCCACUCCGGCCAUUGGAGCGGCGACGGGAUCCACAAUCAGCAGUCCGGUGGCUGGACCCAAGAGAAACCUAGGCAUGGUGGUGCCGCCGCCCGUGGUGCCACCCCCACUGGCGCAACGUGGAGCAAUGCCGCUGCCGCGCGGGGAGUCGCCACCGCCGGUGCCCAUGCCACCACUGGCCACAAUACCCAUGUCCAUGCCCGUCAAUCUGCCAAUGAGUGCGUGCUUUGGCACGCUAAACGAUCAGAACGACAACAUCAGGAUCAUCCAAAUCGAAAAGUCCACGGAGCCGCUGGGCGCCACGGUGCGCAACGAGGGUGAGGCGGUGGUCAUCGGCCGGAUUGUGCGUGGUGGUGCGGCGGAGAAGUCGGGACUGCUGCACGAAGGCGACGAGAUCCUGGAGGUCAACGGUCAGGAGUUGCGUGGCAAGACGGUGAACGAGGUGUGCGCCCUAUUGGGCGCCAUGCAGGGCACCCUGACCUUCCUGAUCGUCCCAGCGGGCAGUCCACCAUCCGGCGGCGUAAUGGGCGGAACUACCGGCAGCCAACUGGCCGGAUUGGGUGGAGCACACCGCGACACCGCCGUGUUGCACGUCCGGGCGCACUUCGACUACGAUCCGGAGGACGAUCUGUAUAUACCCUGCCGGGAGCUGGGCAUCAGCUUCCAGAAGGGCGAUGUGCUGCACGUGAUCAGCCGCGAGGAUCCCAACUGGUGGCAGGCGUAUCGCGAGGGCGAGGAGGACCAGACGCUGGCCGGUCUUAUUCCUAGUCAGUCGUUCCAGCAUCAGCGCGAGACCAUGAAGCUGGCCAUUGCGGAGGAGGCGGGACUGGCGCGAUCCCGCGGCAAGGACGGAUCGGGCAGCAAAGGAGCCACGCUCCUCUGUGCGCGCAAGGGUCGCAAAAAGAAGAAGAAGGCCAGCUCCGAGGCGGGAUAUCCCUUGUACGCCACCACGGCGCCGGAUGAAACAGAUCCGGAGGAGAUACUCACCUACGAGGAGGUGGCUUUGUACUAUCCCCGCGCUACCCACAAGCGGCCCAUCGUCCUCAUCGGCCCGCCCAACAUUGGAAGACAUGAGUUGCGCCAACGCCUGAUGGCCGACUCGGAGCGUUUCUCCGCCGCAGUGCCACACACAUCACGAGCCCGCAGGGAGGGCGAAGUGCCCGGAGUGGACUACCACUUCAUCACGCGACAAGCCUUUGAGGCGGACAUUUUGGCGCGCCGCUUUGUGGAGCACGGUGAAUACGAGAAAGCCUACUACGGCACAUCACUGGAGGCCAUACGCACGGUGGUGGCCAGCGGCAAGAUCUGUGUGCUCAACCUGCAUCCGCAGAGCCUCAAGCUGCUGCGCGCCUCUGACCUCAAGCCGUACGUGGUGCUGGUGGCGCCGCCCAGCUUGGACAAGCUGCGCCAAAAGAAGCUGCGCAACGGCGAACCCUUUAAGGAGGAAGAGCUCAAAGACAUCAUUGCCACGGCCCGGGAUAUGGAGGCCCGUUGGGGUCACCUAUUCGACAUGAUCAUCAUUAACAACGACACGGAGCGCGCCUACCACCAACUGCUGGCCGAGAUCAACUCGCUGGAGCGCGAGCCCCAAUGGGUGCCCGCCCAGUGGGUGCACAACAAUCGCGACGAGUCAUAAUGGGGUCUUCAGCACCCCCUCCCACUGCACUACCACUACCACUACCACCUUCCCUAGGAUCCACCACCCAAAAAAUGAAUACCAAUACCAAUACCCAAAACUCUUUGUAAAUACAAUUUUCAAUUGAGCCAUGAAGCGGAGAGCAGGAUCGAUUCCAGUCCAGUAGUUCGGUUUGCCUGCCGAUGCGAUUAAUCCCUACCCCUCCAAUAUUAUAUAUAAAUAUAUAUAUUUAUACUAUUCGUUGCAUAUGUGCAUUUUAGUCUUAGAGAGAAAGAGUUUUUAUUGUGUGUAUUCCCUGUUUUAAAAGCAUUCCAACCUCUUUAUGUAUGUUCACAAAAUUUGUUGUUCGAUGAACCGAUUUCGGGAAUGCCACUGAAUCCAAUUAAUUCUUGUGGCAUUUCAGUUUUUUUUUUUUACCACUACCACUAACUUAUAUAUUGUAAAAGUAUGUUUUUUUUUUGUAUUUAAAUUAAGCUUGGACACUUCCUUAAUUUCAAAGGGCAAAUUGAAAUUGUAAAAUAACGAAUCAGCAAAGGAAGGCCAGAAUCGAUAUGAUAGUACCCUAGUACCCAAUAAAAUGUGUAAUAAUACCCAUAAGCGACUCCGAAUGUUAACAGAGCCAGAACAAUCCGUAGGCAGCUGUGCGAGGGGAGAUCGAUCCGACGGAUGUAGAUUCAUAUUCAGAUUCAGAUUCAAAAGACAGCUGCAGAAUCAGAAUCAAAAAAUGACAGAGAAACCGAAUCAGAAGCAGAAGCAGAUACUGAUACAGAUGCAAGUGUUGCAAUUACGUAAUCUAUUUACUUUACAAAAUAUAUACUAUACGGAUAUACAUACACAUAAAUUAUAAAUCGAAGCGUACUUAAUACAAUUAAUUUUUAACAAAACGAAUGCAAGAGCAAAGUGAAAAAUAAAAUUAAAAAAACCGUUCAUAAGAGAGAAACAACAAAAUCAGUAAGUCAUUGCCAAAAAAACAAAAAAAAAAGAAUUAAAUAAAUAAAUGGGAGUUAGAUGAGGAGAGUUAGGAGAAUCACUUAGAAAAACCACUCCACGAGCGAAAUUGUUAAAAACAAAAACGGAAACGGAAAAACAAAAUAUUUAGCCAACUUUAAGCACUGUAAGAUAAUGGAAAACCCAAUAAACGAAUGCAAACAGUAAGCCGGCAAGAAAAUGAAUUAGGCUAAGGUAUCCGAAACAGAAACAAAAACAAAA
Molecule: messenger RNA, 7799 nt
Organism: Drosophila santomea
Lineage: Eukaryota; Metazoa; Arthropoda; Insecta; Diptera; Drosophilidae
Gene: sdt
Product: disks large homolog 1
Exons: 17
Coding region: 504-6590 (2028 amino acids)
Biological process (GO): establishment or maintenance of polarity of embryonic epithelium; protein localization to plasma membrane; morphogenesis of an epithelial sheet
Cellular component (GO): adherens junction; plasma membrane
Molecular function (GO): protein binding
Source: RefSeq, a predicted model, not a curated record